AUGUCUAGUUUAGCUUCACAAUUACAGUCAAUCAAUGAGAAGACUGCUUCUGUUGCUUUGGAUAGAAAGCAACGCUCAAAGUUGCAUUCACGAUCAUUAAUAUUUGAUCCCAAACAAGCAGCAACUCAGGACUAUGAAUAUAUUUAUGAAAUUGCUACAGAAGGUCUUGAAGAUUUAUGUGAGUUAGAUUCCAGAUUCAAUAAAUUCAAACUGACAUUGUUUUCUGAAACUUCUGUCAACUUGGAUAGAAAUUUACAAACAAAAGAUGUUAUUAGUCAAUUGGAUAAAAAUAUUGAUGCCUUCUUGACAUUAGUGGGGCCAUAUUAUGGGUUGACAUCAUCUUUAAAAGCAGUUGAAUGGCUUGUUAGAAGAUUUCACGCAAAUAUCCAUAAUGCUGAGUUAAUGAUUUUAACUGCAUUGCCAUAUUUCCAACAUCCAGUAUUUGUGAAGGUAUUGAAUGUGAUUCCAAAACAAAACUUGCCACAAAUAUUUGAAUGGCUUGUGGGAUAUAAAGAUCAAUUGAAAACACCACCUGCGUCGUCCAUUCUUAAGGCAUUUCGCAAUGACUUUCACUUUUUCAACUUUUAUAGUAAAUUUUUGAAUGACCAAAUCAAAAAUCACACUGUUUAUAAAGAGCAAUUGGUUUUCUAUUUAUCUAAUACGGUACAACUUUUGGCCUCCUUUUCCAAGAACAUUGAGGAGUUGAAUGAAACUCAUAUUCCUGUUGUUCUUGAGACUACUGCCUUAAUGUUAUUACCACAGCAAAAACCCAAAUACUCCUCGUCUAUAAACUCAGACUUGAAGUUGACAUCAUAUUCGAUUAUUUCUGUACUUAGCUCAAUUUUCCCAUUUUCCGCUGAUAUAUUGAAGUCGUUGACUGUAAGCAUAUUAGAAGAUGAGGAUGCCCUCAAGGGAUUUACCAAGCCAACUUUAAUUGUUUUAUCACAAUUAUGGAAGCAUUUUCAAGGAAACUUGGAAGUCAUUGAAGCCUUCAAGAAUUUUAAAAUUGGCCAACAUGAAUUGGGUGUUUUAGAUGAAUUAAAAAAUGAAAAUUAUCAAUUGAGUACUUUCAUUAUAUUGGUUUUCAUUUCGACUUUCCCUUCUAAUGAAUCGUACAAGUUGUUGCCUUUCAUUGAUUUGUCAAACAAGACAGUUUUUGAAAUUAUAACCAAGUUGGUUUUACAAAACUCAACCACACAGGAAGACUCAAUUAGAUCUAAUUUGACUAAGAUUGCCCAAUCUCUAACCAAAUCUGAUCCUAAAUUGUUCCAAACAACUCUUGAAAGUGAGAACUGGAAAGUAGACGAGUUAGAAUUGAAGCUCAUGUCUGUACUUGUUGAAAGCAAGAAUGACGAAGCUGAGUUUGAUGCAGGUGAUGAAGAUAAUGCAGUGGAAGAUAUUGAAAUUGUAAAGACUGUCGAUUUUACUAAAUUGCAAUCUACUGCUAAGAGUUACUUUAAUACAGAAUACGAUGAAGAGUUUAAUUUGGUAUUAAAAGAAUUGAAAAGUGUUUUGUCCGCAUCCGAUGCUAAAUUACACGUUUCUGUCAUAUUGACAUUUUUGCAAAAAGUGUUUUCAACUCCUGAAGUGGCAUUGACAUUUGCUUUCCGAGUUGCAUUAACUCCUGCAGUCCCCUUGUCUAUCAGAUUAUCGGCCAUCAAGAGUAUUAGAAUUAAAAUUAAAAAUGCUGCAAAUGGUAAAACUGACUUUUACUUGUUGAUCCCACUUAUAUUAUUGGCAUUGUUUGAUAAUUCAAAAUUGAUUAGAUCGGGAUUUGCUCAACUCUUACGAUUAGUCAUUGAAAUUAAAACUAAACUUACUACUGGUGCUGCCUUAUUUUUGGAAAGAGAGAUUUAUGGGUCUGUUUCUGAUAAGAAAUACCCAACUCCUCAUGACUCCUUGUUUCUUUGCAGUUUGUUGAGUGAAGACAAUGUUAAGGAUACUGUAUUAGACCCAUCAAGAGUCAUCAAUAUUUUAUUUGACAGCAUUUUCAAAGCAAAGAAUGGGAAAUCAAAACCAGGAAAGUACUUCAGAUCAUUUAUCUUCACUCAGUGGUCGUUGUGCUCAUUGCCAAUUGUUUUAAAAGCAAAUGCUUGGAAAAUUGUGGCACAAGCUAACAAAGCAGGAACUGACGAUAGGUUCUUUUUCUUGGAUGGAGACAUUGAGAAUUAUUUUAGCAAGCGUAACGUUUGGAUUGAUCAGGCAUCUAUUGCUGGCAUUGCAUUCUUUGAUAAUGCCGAAGUCUCAGUUGUUGGUUUAGUUGGUGGUGUUGCUUCAAAUGAUAAAAAUAGUAACACAGAGAGUGAAUGGUUAUGUAGAGCAUUGGAAAAUCCAUCAGGUAAUUUACAGAUGACAGCUAAUAAUCGUGUUCUUGAAACUUUUGACACAUUCAAACCAAUUGAGUCAAGAUUGAAAAUUGUCAAUAAAUUGGUAGAUAUAUUGAUCAACGAUGAUAUUGUUGAGUUUGAUCCAAUGGCAACUUUACAAGAAUUAAAUAUUGACCGCAAUUUAUUCUUACAGGCUUUGACGAGUGUGCAAAUUGGUGAUCAAAUCCCAGAACAAGGUAUCGCUAAAAGAAGAAGAAGGUCUUCAAACUCUACCAAGCAAGCCAUGGUGCGAGAUGAAAUUAACAACAUGGCAUCUGGACACUUGAAGAAGCUCACAUUUUUGUUAGAAAUAUUGGAAUCUAGUCUUCGAAAGAAAAGAAAUGUUGCUGGCCCUGAUUUGCUAAAGGUGUUAUUCAAAAUUUUGACUGACUUGGAAUACUUAGGGAACGAUGGUAACUUGCCUGUUCUUUAUGCCCAAGAAACAUUAGCAUCUUGUAUGCUUUUGAAUAUCGUCAAUUUAAAGUCGUCAUCUAAGGAAGUCAAGUUUGAUUCUAAUUCAAUCAGAGCAGAUUUAAUUGUUAAUUCCAUUAGGGCAUCACCAUCACCUCAAGUUCAAAACAGAUUAUUGUUAGUUAUAUCAGAGUUAGCAUCUUUGGCUCCAGAAGUAAUCUUGCAUUCGGUGAUGCCCAUCUUUACAUUUAUGGGUGCUCAUACUGUUAGACAAGAUGAUGAAUUUUCUAGCUCUGCGUUGCAACAAACAGUUGCAAAAGUUAUUCCUGCAUUAGCUUCAAAUGGAUUAUCUCCUGUGAAUAAUGAAAUCGAGUUUUUGUUGGCUAGUUUUGCUACUGCAUUCCCACAUGUUCCAAGACAUCGUCGUGUGAAGUUGUUUGUUUCCUUGACCAAAACUUUAGGCUGUGCUGAAUCCAUGCACUUAAUUUUGUUUUUGAUGGGUCAACAAUAUGCAAAUAAUGUUCAUAAGAAUAAAAAUGGAGAUUCGCAAUCUGUUGUUGAGUUUGUGCAUGGUUACAUGAAGUCGUUUUCUGCCGAAGAACAACUUGCAGGAAUUGUUGCAUUCACUAAAUUGUGGAAUGAUAUACCCCUCAAUCAACUUGAACCUGGUUCCGAAGAGUUUGAAGUUUUGAAUAAUCGCCCAGUUUUUGGCACCACAAUUGCGACAUUGGGCCAAUCCGGUUUAGCUGUGUUGAGAAACGAUUUGUUGCAAUUUUUAGAUGAAACUUUGAGUUCAGAAAAUAAGCAUGAGCUUUCUUCUUUGAAGACAAAGAUGGCUUUGGUUUUAAUUGAUGAUGAAGAUAGCGAGGUUUCUAAGAAAGAACUGGUUUUAGAUAAAUUUAGAGCAAUUACUUCAUUUGCCUUGGCCAGUUUAGACACUUUCACAAAUUCACAUGCUGAUAUCAAGUUAUGUUCUACAUUGUAUUCAUUAUUGGGCAAUUUAUUAGAUUUGUUACCUUUGAAUUAUUUUAUUGAUUCAAUUGUUGCUUCAUUGGAUGUCGAUACUUUGUCAGAUUCCUUGUCGAUAAAAGUUGCUAGAAACUAUGCAAUCUUGGCAAGUAGAAAAUUUGAAACCGAAUUGAAUGUUGCCCACUGUGACCAAGUUGUUAUUGAAUCCGUAAUUAACAAUUUGUUACCAAUAUUGAUUAAAGGAAUCAAGAAAAAUGUUGAUGUUGAGUUGCAACAGGCUUACUUGGAUACUUUUUCCACCAUCGUUAAUAAGUUUGGAGCAUCAGGUACUGAAUUUGCGCUGAGUGACGUUUCUAAAGUUCUUAUUGAAUCUUUGGGUAUCGUUACUACAGACCGUGGUUUAUUGAAUGAGCAACCCGAAGUCAUCAUUGCUUCCAUUAACGCAAUUACAAGUAUUGUCAAUAUCUUGGGAGUUAAGACACUUGGAUUGUUCCCUAAAGUUGUCCCUCCCGCCCUUAAAAUUUGGGAAUCGACUAACUCAUUGGGGGAUAAGGAGAGUGCUAAAUUAUUGCAAGGUUCAGUGUUAGUUUUAUUAUCGUGUUACAUCAAAAAGAUUCCUGCAUUUAUGUCAACUACGUUAGAAGCUGUUUUGCUUACUAUUUUGUCAAGUGAUUUGAUUGAUAACCAUAUCAGAUCAAGUGUUUUAGAUUUGAUUGUUGACCACAUGGAUUUGGCUCAAGUUUUGAAAUCCUUAUGCAACGUUUGGCUUACCAAGAAGUUUUACACAAAUGACAAUUCUGGUAACAUUGGUUUAUUCUUAAAAACUUUACAAGCUACAAUAAAUAAGAUGGAGAAGAAGCAAGCCACAACUCAGGCAACAUUGUUUAUGAGAUGGCUUAUCAGUGCCUUUGAAUUCAGACAGUAUUCGGAAGACAAUGACAACAAAUUUGAUAACAACACCAUCCAUAGAUUAGAAAGCUCUUUCCAUGGAUGUGCCAUAGCAUUUGUCAUGAAAUUGAAUGAUAAGAGUUUCAGACCGUUGUUUGCAAACUUGGUGAGAUGGGCUGUCGAUGGUGAAGGUGCCACCUUGAAAACUAAUGAAGUGUCUAGGUUGUUGGCAUUUUUCCGUUUCUUCAACAAAUUGCAAGAUGAAUUGAAGAGUAUUAUUACUUCAUAUUUCUCAUACUUGUUAGAUCCAACAUCGGCAUUAUUAAAGAGAUUUAGCGAAGGUAGUCUUGUUGCAACCAAUUUAAGAAGAAUAAUUUUGAUUGGGUUGACUUCUUCAUUCAAAUACGAUCAAGACGACUACUGGUCACAACAAGGAAGAUUUGAUAGCAUAUGUUCUCCAUUAUUGAGCCAAUUGUCCAAUAUUGAGGAUUCCAUUGGUAAAUACUUGGUAAAAUCAGUUAGCACAUUUGUUACAGAUGUUUCCUCAGACGAAUACAAUGAAACGUUGGUCCACGAGUUGAUCAAGUAUAUUUCUAAUGCCAAUGAAAAUUCUGCUGCUACCAAGAUCUGGAGUAUUCGUACAUUGAAAACGAUUUUCCAGAAAAUGGGAGAGCAGUGGUUAUCUUACUUGCCAACCUUGGUUCCAUAUAUUGCAGAGUUAUUAGAGGAUGACGAUGAAGAAGUUGAAAUGGAAGUUAGACGUGGUUUGGUUAGAGUUAUUGAAAAUGUUUUGGGUGAACCAUUAGAUAGAUAUUUGAGUUAA
Messenger RNA from Candida albicans SC5314, 5457 nucleotides. RefSeq names its product snoRNA-binding rRNA-processing protein. Gene Ontology annotation, cellular component: 90S preribosome; t-UTP complex; small-subunit processome. Gene Ontology annotation, molecular function: snoRNA binding. Gene Ontology annotation, biological process: maturation of SSU-rRNA from tricistronic rRNA transcript (SSU-rRNA, 5.8S rRNA, LSU-rRNA); positive regulation of transcription by RNA polymerase I. Lineage: Eukaryota; Fungi; Ascomycota; Pichiomycetes; Serinales; Debaryomycetaceae. The record is from RefSeq and is a predicted model, not a curated record. The transcript has a single exon. Bases 1 to 5457 code for a protein of 1818 amino acids.